This is a messenger RNA of Manihot esculenta (cassava), 952 nucleotides long. Its product is annotated as adenylate kinase isoenzyme 6 homolog. Lineage: Eukaryota; Viridiplantae; Streptophyta; Magnoliopsida; Malpighiales; Euphorbiaceae. The coding region runs from base 92 to 625 and encodes 177 amino acids. Gene Ontology annotation, molecular function: AMP kinase activity; ATP binding; ATP hydrolysis activity. The record is from RefSeq and is a predicted model, not a curated record. The transcript is spliced from 3 exons. Gene Ontology annotation, cellular component: nucleus; cytoplasm.
AUUCUCAAUCUAAAACCCUAGAAGCAAAACAAUUGAAAUAGCUGAUAGCCAGAGCCAGAAGUUAGGGUUUUGCCAGUGUCUAGCUGUAGCCAUGGCGCAAGAUAGUAACAAAAGGAAGAAGCCCAAUAUACUGAUAACAGGAACUCCGGGAACCGGCAAAACGACGACAUCGUCCGCUCUGGCGGAGGCGACGCAGCUCCGCCACAUAAAUAUCGGAGAUUUGGUCAAAGAGAAGAACUUGCAUGACGGCUGGGACGAGGAAUUCGAUUGCCACAUCAUCAAUGAAGACCUGGUUUGUGAUGAGCUUGAAGAUAUAAUGGAAGAAGGGGGAAACAUAGUGGACUACCAUGGCUGUGAUUUCUUUCCACAACGGUGGUUUGAUCGUGUAGUGGUGCUUCAAACAGACAAUUCAGUCCUGUAUGAUCGCCUGAACAAAAGGGGAUAUUCACAGAACAAGAUUUCCAACAACAUUGAAUGUGAAAUUUUCCAAGUUCUGUUAGAGGAGGCAAAAGAAAGUUAUGCCGAAGAUAUUGUUGUGGCGUUAAGGAGUGAUUCUAUUGAGGAUAUCAGCAGAAAUGUUGCUACUUUGACAGACUGGGUGAGGGGUUGGCAACCUGCAUCAUAAUCGUAUUGAACCAAUAUAAUACUUUCUUUUCAUGUUCCUUACUUGGGUGAAAGGAGCAGCUUAAGUUAUUAAUUCUUGCUUGAGAAGGUUUUUGACAUAUGUAUUUUGCUUUUCUUGAAAUGUUGGGAAUGUUUUGGAGGCUAAUUCUGGUUUGAACGUGAAUAUACACAUAUGCAAGAUGUACAAGGUAACUAUUAAGCCGUUGAAUAUCUUCUAGCCUUUUUAGCCAAAUUAUAAUUAGCUAUGGCCAAUGGCUUUGUCAUGGAAUGGAUUAUGUAAUUGUGAAGUUACCGAUCUAUUUCAGGCAAUAGUUCUUAUUACUGGAAA